Messenger RNA from Danio rerio (zebrafish), 555 nucleotides. The record is from RefSeq and is a predicted model, not a curated record. Lineage: Eukaryota; Metazoa; Chordata; Actinopteri; Cypriniformes; Danionidae.
UGUAAUUUUUGUCUAGUCCUGUUGCGGGACGGAGGCUGUGAUGUGUUGCUCAGGACUCUGGAUGGCCUGCAGUGGAGAAACCGUAUAGAAAAUGAAGGUCUUCCCAACAGCAUCAGCUGGACUCGACAAGCCCUUCAGACUGAGGAUGAGGAGAAACAUGCAGUUAUUGAAGAAGAUCAGCUCCUGAUGGUGAUUUCCCCUGAUGAACUUGAGGACAUGCUGAGCUCACAUAAAACAGUGAGCAAUCUGUCGGCUCCUAUAGGUGAAAUACAUGAGGGGGCGGAGUCUCUGUUGCAGCAUCUCUACAAGUACUUGAGCAGAACAGAGGGAAAAGUUGUCACAAUUCUAGUGAUCGGUUAUCAGCGACGAUCAGCAUCUUGGGAUGAAGAUGAGCUUGACUUUCAACUGAAUGAGCACCAUAUGGACACAGAAGAGCUUUUGGUUCACCUGCAGCUCUACUGGAAUAUAACCGUUCGCUUCCUGUCCAGCUGGCAGGAAGUGACCAAUCAUGUGGUCGCAGUUACCAAAGCUUUAUCGAAGAGACCGUACAAGUGA